AUUGUCGAUUAGUCCCGGUUGUCCGAUCAUCGCCGGCAUCAAGCAGACUCACUGCAACAACUCAUCGGAGGAGUAUUAACAGAUACAUAAGUGAAAUAAUUAUCUCAUAAUGAAUUACAACAACUUGCUUUUGGAUAUUGAUAACAUUCCCGUCAAAUACUUUAUCUCUGCGCCAGCGUUUAUAUUUGUGCUAUUCAUAUUUUUUUACUACUGGUAUCUGAGUGUCCGGGAGUGUCGAAGAUCUCGGCUACGUGAGAGUACGCCUUUGUUAGGGCAACUCAGUGAAGAUCAGUACCAAGUUUAUUAAAAAAGCGUGUGAAUCAUGGAAGAGAUAAAGUCACAAGGAAAAUAAAUAUAUAUUCUGCGAUUUAUUUACAAAUAAGAUAAAUACUUAAGUGGUAAUGGGAAAACAUCAAGACCAAGGCUGUGGUUCUUAUCACUGUGGUCUGUCCACGUAGUGACGAUGAGCACCAAGGGUGUGAGCAACGCUAAAUAAAUUACAAAUUAUUAUUUUUAUUUUUGCCACUAUGCUGCUAAAUAUUUUAUCUUAAUAUUACAUGUAAAAUUAAAAUAUAGCGUAUUUCUAAAAAUAAAUUGAAGUGCCAUCGUUACUUUUAUCUUUCCUUGUUAAUUAUUUUUUUUGUUGAUAUAAUUUAUUCAUAGCUGCAAUGAAUGUGAUCUUUUUGUAAACAUUUAAUUUCCGAUUUGGAUAAUGUUAAUUAAAGUACAAAAGGCCGCUGAAAAGUAGGUUUUGUCUAAGGAAAUGUGUACACCAUUUUGUUGUUAAUUCCUAAUAUAUAAUUAAGCUGUCAUAAUAGUAAUAAUGUACCAAAAAUAUAAGACCAAUACUAGGAAUAUACCCAGAAUCUGGCAUAUUUAUUACAUUAAAUUACAUAUAUUAUAUUACAAAUUACAUGAAAUAUGUAUUGAAAGUUUAAACAGGUUAAUAUAUUCCAUAUAUUGUUUUAUUAAAAAUUUUACAUAUAUGUACUAUAGUA
Molecule: messenger RNA, 998 nt
Organism: Drosophila kikkawai
Lineage: Eukaryota; Metazoa; Arthropoda; Insecta; Diptera; Drosophilidae
Source: RefSeq, a predicted model, not a curated record